Molecule: messenger RNA, 600 nt
Organism: Solanum tuberosum (potato)
Lineage: Eukaryota; Viridiplantae; Streptophyta; Magnoliopsida; Solanales; Solanaceae
Product: transcriptional corepressor LEUNIG-like
Exons: 4
Coding region: 1-552 (183 amino acids)
Molecular function (GO): protein binding; transcription corepressor activity
Source: RefSeq, a predicted model, not a curated record
AUGGUGGAUCUUCUCAGUUCUUGUGAUCACAACAAUGAGAUUAGACUGUGGAAUGUCAAUGGAGGUGAUUGCAUGCUCAGUCUUAAGGGAGGGAGUAGACAAGUUAGAUUUCAACCUCAACUUGGGAGCCUUUUGGCAAGUUCUACCAAUAAUAUCAUAAAUAUUUUUGAUAUUGAGACUCAAACCAUCCAGAAAACAUUACAAGGACACGAUGGAAACAUUCUUUCAAUCUGUUGGGACGUAACUGGAAAAUACAUUGCAUCAGUGAGCGAAGAUAGCGCACGAAUAUGGUCUAUUCGUGAAGGAAUGUGGAUAUUUGAAUUGCUCUCUGGUGUGAAUAAGUUUCAAUCCUGCAUUUAUCACCCAGGCCGAAUUCUAGCGUUGGUGAUUGGUUCUAAUAAGGUUUUGGAGUUGUGGAAUCCAAUGUGUAAAGCAAACAUAACUUCAUCAUAUAGAGCACAUGAUGGUAUAAUUUCUUCAUUAGCAGGUUUACGUGGUAAAGGUAUUAUAGCUUCAGUGAGUCAUGAUCGAUGGAUCAAGAUAUGGUCAUAAUGUAUCUGUGAGAAAUUCGGAGCAAAAUCGAUGGCUUGUGUACCUUGU